Lethenteron reissneri (Far Eastern brook lamprey) is the source of this 4575-nucleotide messenger RNA. RefSeq names its product galactosylceramide sulfotransferase-like. Gene Ontology annotation, cellular component: membrane. The record is from RefSeq and is a predicted model, not a curated record. Gene Ontology annotation, molecular function: galactosylceramide sulfotransferase activity. Lineage: Eukaryota; Metazoa; Chordata; Hyperoartia; Petromyzontiformes; Petromyzontidae. Gene Ontology annotation, biological process: glycolipid biosynthetic process.
GAGAGAGAAAGCGAGUGGGGUUGGGACUCACGGCGCUCACCAUGGGCAACCCUCGCACCAUCGUUGUGUUCUUCACGGCUCUCUUGGCGGUCUGCGCAUUCACCAUGUUGGUGUACCAAGAGUUGGCAAGCUCAGGAUGGCGUCGCUGGACAUUCCAGAGAUCCUACAUCUUGUGGUUCAUGGCAACCAAACCAGAGUCAGUGGAACUGGCUUCAACCCCCACCACACCACCACGCACCACCAAAGAAGUGUGGAUGCCCCAGCCAGCCCAGACGACAGUGGUCUUCCUCAAGACGCACAAGACUGCAAGCUCCACCUUCCAGAACAUCAUCUACCGCUUUGGCGAGAAGCACAACCUAACGUUCGCCUUCCCCACCCAGGAAAAUCAUUUCAGCUACCCAGAACUCUUCAAACGCACAUUUGUGGCCCACCAUCUCCACGGCAAUCAUGUUUGCUAUGACAUAGUCUGCAACCACAUGCGCUUUCUGGCAGAAGAGGUGGCAAGCGUCGUAAAACCGAAUGCGAUGUACCUGUCAAUUGUACGUCAACCAGAGAAAAGUUUUGAGUCCGGGUUCUACUACUACCAGAACUAUGCGCAAGCUUUCAAAGCAGCAACACACAAGAGCAAGGGAAAAGACCCAUUGAGGACUUUUCUUGAAAAUCCUGAGAGGUUUUAUGUUCCAUCAAAGCAGUCUGCAGCCUAUGUGAAGAAUCCUAUUGCAUUUGAUUUCGGAUUGGACGCGAACGUUGAUGUGUCAAGUGACACAUUCCGCGCGGCGUUAGAACGAGUGGACGCCAUUUUUCAUCUCGUGAUGAUCGCUGAUCGAUUCGAUGAGUCGGUUAUUUUAGCGAAGGAGAUGUUGCAUUGGGAUAUGGACGAUGUCGUCUACUUGUCCUUAAACAAGCGACAAGUAUCCAGUAAAACUGGCAACAGCACACUCCAGGAGACUGACCCCACGUUAUCAAAAUUAAUAAGGCGUUGGAACGCAUUAGAUGUCGCCCUAUACGAUCACUUUAACAAUCGCUUUCAACGCCACGUAGAUGCCUUUGGCAAGGAGCGCAUGCGCAGUGAAGUGGAUACCCUGAAAAAGAUGUGUAAUAUCUGGCGAGAGCUGUGUGUGGAGGAUGAGGUGGAAGCGAGUAAGAUAAACGAGAAAAUGCUGAAGCCAUACAUGCCCGAGGAAGUAAAAAUCCUGGGCUACAGAAUUAAGGGGGGAUUAGAUCAAGACACACGGGAGCAGUGCCUCCGACUGUUGAUGCCUGAGCUCAAAUUCCACGAAAUGCUCUUCGCGAAGCAACAGAGCCAUGGGGGGAGAUGAUGAGAAGCUCACUUUGCCCUCAAUGUCCACAUCUUCACAUUGUGCCACUGACACCAUUUAAUGUACAUGCACGCGGCAUUCUUCAUUGCACCGUGAUGUUUGUACAUUCUACAGCAAACCCAGGAGCGCAACUGUGGUUGGGGCUAUGACGUGGCAGGGGUGUGCGACGCAUCGGGGCCGAGUCGGCCACAUGGGGAGCCCCGAAUUAACGGAUGAACAAGUAGCAACAAUGUUAAGAAAAUUUAUUCGAAAAACGAUUCCAACAAUUACUGAACACCAGGAUUUUUUGCUGACAUUCGCAUGAAAGCAGACGCACGAUAACUUAAAUGUAUGUAUUGUACCUUCAAAUCUUUGUAUUACUACUGUCACCAAAUACAUGGUGCAACUACAAUAAUGUACAUAUAGUUAUAGUCUAAGAUAUUACUGUAUACGGGUAAAACAUCUGGAGCUGUUUCAGUACAAGUGUGUCGGGAGAAAGGAGGGGGGCCCACAGUCCGAUCUUGCAUAGCCCCCCCCCCAUCUCCCCCCCGCCCUGCUGAAGCAGGUCGCUGUGGCCCUGAGCAAACCCUUGCACAUCGUGGGGGUCACGUUCUAGAAAAUAUAAAUAUCCGCAAUCGGCAAAUCCACGAUCCGCAAACUCAAAAGCAAAUGGGAAAACUCGAGUUUGAUUCACAGUUUGCAAUAUAACAGCCAACCCUCCUUUUGCUUCAUGUUACCCUACAUCAACCCAAUAAUUUAGCUGGAAGUAUUUUGAAUGUAACAUUUGAUUAAUAUUUUCUAGUGUUAAAUAAAACUUGUCCGGUGAAUGUUUAGAACGAAACACGUGAUAAUGGGAGAUAACGUGUGUGGCUGAACCUCACACUGCCUCCUCGCCGGAGGCUGGGAGCACCGUGUGACCUGGGACCCGCGAUGGGCCGUUUGGGAGGCGAGAUGGAGCCGAGCGCGUGCCCCGUGCGGUCUUCCACGGCAGCAGCAGCAGCCGCAGCAUCGCGAGCAGCGCAGUUACGAUGCGUCUAGCAAUCUCGCGGUCAACCAGUGCCUCACACAGAGGCGCGAUCAGCGAACUGGGCCUCUGAAUUUGGCGUGAAACCGCAAAACCGCGAUCGCUAAACCUGCGAGAAGGAAAGGGUUUUCUGUAUUUAAAUAUUCACAAAUCUACUUUACUUUUAGGGAUAAUUUCACUAUUUAGGCCAAAUGUUUAAUUCCAAUAUCUUGUUUUAACAUGUGGCGUUCUUCCAUAAGGAUGACAUUGAUCAGGAGAUUUAUAGUUUGUUAACAGACUUUACUUGUUUGUAUAUAUGUAUAACUUCUUUCGCACCGUACGUAGCCAACCGUGCUAACUGUUUGGACAAUUAUUGUUGUUUUUAUUCACGUUAAGGACGAACUACAAGCGAAAUAACAAUCAAGCUGGGCAGCGAAAAAUUGGAACAAGUACACCGAUUUAAAUACCUUGGUGUAAUCAUUGACGAUCAGUUGAACCAUGAAGUCGAAAUCAAGAGCAGAAUUGAACAAGCAAGGCAAGCAUUUAUUAAAUGGAAAACACUCCUUGCAGACCGCAACUUGAGUAUAUCACUGAAACUGCGCACACUGAAAUGCUACAUCUGGUCAAUUUUGCUGUACGGAGUAGAGACGUGGACACUGACAACAACAGCAACAAAAAGGCUCGAAGCUUUCGAAAUGUGGCUGUACCGAAGAAUGCUGAAAAUCCCAUGGACAGCCAAAACCACCAAUACACAAGUUAUGCAAGAUAUGGCCACUGACAGGCAACUGCUGAAGACCAUCAUUAGCAGGAAGUGUUACUACCUAGGCCACAUUGCCCGAAACGACCACAAAUACCAGCUAUUAAAGCAAAUCCUGGAAGGAAAAAUCGAAGGGAAAAAACGACCAGGACGGCCAAAAACGACAUGGCUCAGUAACAUCAAAACAUGGCUACAAUUAACAACAGCACAAACUCUACACGCCGUGCUAGACCGGGACCAAUAUCAUCGUGAAGUCGCACACGCCGUUAGGCAGCACUAAAGAAGAAGAAGAAGGACGAUUAAAUCAAAAGUUCAUGUAGACUGCUAGGCCCGAAGCCUGCAGGAUCUAUGCAGUUGUGACGUUCCCCCGCUCCUUGGGUCGGAUGAGUGUCAUGUUUGAGUCAGGUUUGCCCUGAGCCGUGUUGUCGUUCUGUUUGGCGGUGUUCAUCUCUGUCCUGUCGCGACAAUCUACAUUUGUUAUGUUCUGCUGCCCCCUAGUGGCCGUUGUGGGCUCGUGCGUUUGUUGUUGUGAGUGUUGUCUUGGAGUCGAAGAUCCCGGGGGUUUGAUCUUCCACGAAGCUCAUUCUCCACCCUAAACCGCAUACACUGCACACAAAGCAUGGCAGUAGAUGCAGAUACCUGAUGCACAAGUAGAAAGUUAAAAAGCCUUCCGGGGGCGUAUGGGCGCAUUGUGUCUCUGACGCAAGCUGGGCAAGGUGGUUCAGAGCUUAGUAAGUAAUAGGAUGUUAAACUGAAUCCUCUACGACACUGCAAGCCAGUGCAGAGAAACCAACACGGGCGUAAGGCGAUCUGAAGGAGGUGUUCUUGUUGUGAUACGAGCAGCCGCAUUCUGAACAUGCUGCAGAUUGUUAAGCGCCUCCUGAGCCACACUAGGGGCGAGCUGUCGCGACAGGCUGAUAGCCGCACAUUCAUUGAGACUUGGAGAUAUUUGUAGAACGUGGGUGUUAUAUUCAACAAUCAAACAUUAUACCAUUUCUGUACUGGGUUAAGCUUCAGCCAACAUAAUGCUAUCCUGCAAUGAGCGAGUCGAUUCGCGAAGAGUUAUAAAUGAAUACUAUUUACACUUUGUAUGUUGAACUUAUUUCGCACUGUAUGUAGUCAACCGUGCUAAAUUAUAACAACAUUUGAAAUUAUACAUUUGUAACGGUAAUCAUCGAGUAAAAUCUGAUUGGUUGUUUACGUGAGAUAAUGACAUCCAUUGAGUGGCUCAAACAUUCUGGAUCAUUGCUUUGACCUUCUCGAUCUUGUCCUGAAGGUGCUUGACGUAGUCUCAAGGGAAACGUGGAAUCUAUUGAGUAAAUUAAGCUGUGAGAAUUAUUCUUCAACUUAUUGGUGAGUGAGCUGAAUCAAUAAUAAUUGGUGUGUUAUAUUUGUGUACACCACGUGACAACUUAUUUCGCUGUGUCGGAUGGUACAAAGGGCUUCUACUGAAAGUAUUGGUCUGCUCACUGUGGUCAUCUCACGAAGUAACCCAACAUAAAUGAUUGAAUUCUAAA